AUGCUCGACAACCUCCUCCUGACGGCAGUUGUUCCAGUUAUUCCGGAGCUCCUGAUUGACUUAGAUAAGAAAUCUUUAGAGGAUACAAUACGGAAAGGACAUUUCCGAAAUUAUGAUAAUGUUACGGAUGCAAUGUUUGUGCUGAACCCGGAAGUGAAAACUCUCAGCAAUGUCACAUCCGAAACUGAUAUUGGAUUAGCCAAACGGCUGCUCAUGUCCUUCAGUGCUGUGGACGAGAACAUCUACAUCUUCGCUGCGUCCAUGGUGCCACUGCUGUUAGCCAGAUGUAUACAAGGGAUCGGGUCUGCUGCCUCCACAAUAGCAGGAAUGUGUUUACUCGCUGAUCGUUAUCAAGAUGACAACGAAAGAAGUCGGGCCAUGGGAAUGGCGAUGGGUGGAAGUGCAUUAGGUGUUGUGGUCGGUUAUCCAUUUGGUGGUUUCCUGUAUUCAUACAGCAGCAAAUAUACCCCAUUCGUUACCAUAGCGACGUUUGUUGCCUUGGAUCUUGUUUUGCAGAUAGCGAUUCUUCGACCAACUCUUCACCAGAAGUUAACAAUGGAAGGGACACCACUCCAUCGCCUGCUUAGAGACCCGUACAUACUUGUGGCAGCAGGUGCUGUGAUGUUGACGACGACGGCCAUGGCGACACUUGAACCUACAGUCCCUAUUUGGAUCAUUGAUACGAUGCAUGCUCAAAAAUGGCAGCUGGGUUUGGUCUUCUUGCCUGAUAGCAUAGGAUAUUUUGUCGGUGCUAACUUCUUUGGUGUUGCUGCUAAGAGAAUAGGCAGGUGGGUGUGUUCAUUGUGUAGUAUGCUGCUAAUUGGACUUUGUCUGUCAUUUAUCCCUCUUGCUACCAGUGUUGCCGAGCUUAUUCUUCCUCACUUUGGUCUCGGACUUGGCCUGGGUAUCACGGACGCCGCCAUCAUGCCCUUACUAGCUUUAUUGGUAGACACACGUCACGUAGCCGUAUAUGGAAGUGUGUACGCUAUAGCACAGUUAGCGGUCUGUCUGGCUUAUGGGAUAGGUCCCUCAAUCGCCGGCCAGAUCGUGAAGCUUGUCGGAUUUUCAUGGCUAAUGUGGGGUAUUGCUAUCAUCAACGUUGCCUUCAGUCCUCUGUGCAUUCUUCUGAGAAAUCCUCCACUGAAAGACGAAAACAAGCCUAUACUAGAAAGCAUGGAGAAAAUGGCCAACUACUCAGAGAAAGAGCCGGAGUGAUCAGACAGGAUGAUAGAGAAAUCGUAACUGGACUGGGAAAAGAACACAAUUAAAUAUAACAUAAAACUGGACGAAAACAAACAUUAAUAUAUAUAUUUUUCAUUAUACCUCAUCUGUAUGAAGUCGAUUGAAUGUUUUGGCAAAAUAA
This is a messenger RNA of Mizuhopecten yessoensis (Yesso scallop), 1363 nucleotides long. Its product is annotated as synaptic vesicular amine transporter-like. Bases 1 to 1215 code for a protein of 404 amino acids. Gene Ontology annotation, cellular component: terminal bouton; synaptic vesicle membrane. Gene Ontology annotation, molecular function: serotonin:sodium:chloride symporter activity. The transcript has 15 exons. The record is from RefSeq and is a predicted model, not a curated record. Lineage: Eukaryota; Metazoa; Mollusca; Bivalvia; Pectinida; Pectinidae. Gene Ontology annotation, biological process: aminergic neurotransmitter loading into synaptic vesicle; transmembrane transport.